Molecule: messenger RNA, 276 nt
Organism: Ogataea philodendri
Lineage: Eukaryota; Fungi; Ascomycota; Pichiomycetes; Pichiales; Pichiaceae
Exons: 1
Biological process (GO): regulation of MAPK cascade; protein phosphorylation; intracellular signal transduction
Cellular component (GO): cytoplasm
Molecular function (GO): protein serine/threonine kinase activity
Source: RefSeq, a predicted model, not a curated record
UUAAUUGCUACCAAUGGUACGCCGAAAUUGAAAGAGCCUGAGGCAUUAAGCGAUACCUUGACGAAAUUCCUGGACUGGUGUCUCAAAGUUGAUCCUAGUGAGCGUGCCACUGCUACAGAACUUCUAGAUGAUCCAUUUAUAACUGAAAUAGCUGAGGACAACAGUUCACUUUCACCUCUCGUGAAACUGGCCCGUAUAAAAAAAUUGGAAGAGCAAGAGGAAGACGCUGGCACUGAUGAGACAGAACCAGAAACUACACCUGAUACCACUAUAUAG